CAUUGAGCAGGCAUGUUUAUUAGCGUAUUUUUUAGAGUUUUUGAAAGGUGAUUGCUUGUUUGGUAUUUUUUUCCUGUUGAAGGUAAAAAAGUGGCUGUAGACCAAGUGAUGGAAGAGUGGGGUGGGUCCAGUACCCCUCUUUGGGCGACAACCAAUGUGACGAUCGUCACUAUCAACAGCACCCCGGCAACUGAUGUCCUGGUUAGCGGAUGCUUUACAAACUUCAACACUAUAGCUUGUUUGAGGGGUUCGCUGCUGUCAUUCUUGGCGGUGCUGACAGGGGUGUUAUGUGUCCUGAAGGUGAUCAAACUUCACCGUGCCCAGCACCAGAACUGGCAUCAGUACUUCAUCUUUUACUGUGCCUCCCUCGAGUGCGCCAUCGCGGCCGUGCACUUCACAUUAAACAUGUAUGUACAGAUGGACUUUGCACUGCAGUGGUUGAAGCUGGCCCAGUUCCUUGUUAUGUGUCACUUUUACUGGGUGCUGGCCACCCGGGCUCUUCGCAGGGAAAUGUGGUCAAAAAGGUUUUUAAUCCCGUUCCUUGCAGUAGCUUGUUUAUACUUUACCACUGUGGCAACACUCGGCAUUGUGGAAAUCACUAACACAUUCUCUGAGUGCUUUCAGCCCUAUUGGUUGAUGAUGUCAUCAGCAGAGUUUCUGAUAGUACAGCUGUUCUGCGUGGCGGGAUUCUACAUUACCCGACGUCUUAACGAGAUUUCUACUCUUGACUCAUUACGUAGAGCACAGAAACGGGACCUCUGGUGUAUUGUGAUCGUGUUUGAGAUAUCCGCCCUCAUAGGAAUGCUGUAUGAUUUGGUGUUGAGAGUCAUACGGAACCAAGCUGAAGGCUGCAGCGCAAUAUUUAACCAUGGCCAGACUUUGUUUACCAUUAUAUUCUUCUUUUUCAUGGUAGCAAAGUUGCUGGCCCCUAUCUGGGUGAUGUUGUUGGUGUUCCAGCCGACACCACAGGUUAUUGUGGAGAAUGAUGACCUUGUUCCUGCGCUCACAGAUGAUGGGAACUCAGCGUUCAGUGGUUCUGACGAGCAGUAUCGACAACUGUAUCACCCGACGGAGAACUACCGUACGCUGACGUAUGACACACCCACCUCUCGUUCUCCAGUAUCCCAUUACACUCCGGCCAGUCCUGUGGGCAGUGUCAACACUGUUGUGAAUGGGACCCCGGGGACACAGUCCAGGCCUGGCGUCACUCAUCUGACCUCUAUACGUGAAGAGCUGCACUCCAAAUCAUCCAGCCCACAUUCACAAGGAAGAUCGGGAAAAAGUGUCGGCAUUGUCAAUCCAAUGCUACAUCAGUCACAGCCUAGGGAAAGUGUAGGUGGAGUGGUGAAUAAAGGAUUAAUUGAUGAUGAAGGUUUUGUUAAAAACGGGUCAACUAGUAAUGCUGUGGCUGGGAACCAGGCAAAUCAAUUAAACCAACCAAUCAGGAAUGGGGACAAGGCCCAGCCACUAAUAGAAACUCAAGGGGGAGGGGCUAUAGUUGAGGGAAAUCCAUCUAAUGUUGCUAUAGCAUCUGAGAACAGAGGGGAUGGUCCGAGAUUUACAAUAGAAAGUGCGGAUGAAGAUUCUGACUCCUCGCCUCCAAAGGCAAAGUUCCUUAUUUGAUAUAUCCAGUCAUGGUCAAUGACAGUUACAUGGUCAAAGGCAAUAAGAAUUCAUACUCUUGAUUUGUUUUUUAAUGGACAAUGACAUAUAGAUAUAGUUCUUAUAAAUAAUCAGUGCUCCAGCCAGGCUUUGAAAAGGGCACGGUGCUAGGUGAAAAGGGGUACUUUUGAUGUACAUUAAAUGAGGCUUAACGGGGCACUUGCAAGAGUCAAUUUUCAAGUCUUAUUGUGUAUGUGUUGUAACUACUAUCAAUACUAAUAAUUUGUUAUGAGUACCUCAGCUGUUAUCUUCUCUUUAAUGUCAAAAUUAUGUAUUUUUAAAAUAAUUUAUUAUUUAUACUUAUUUCUGAAAAUUGACUCAAAUGAAAGGGCACAGCAGGGUGUAGGAAAAGGCACUAGGGUGCUGGGCAGCAGGGUGACCCAACCUGCCAUUCAGGCCUAGCUGGAGCACUUUUAUAAAGAAUAUGACAUAAGCAAAAACAAUGAUGUCAUAGUUGUUACUAAAAAUAGAACUGCAUUUCCUAUGGUGAAAUGUGCAAUUAAGGUCAUGGGAACUUUAAAGAUGCCGGUAAUUAACAUUUCUGUUUUCUUUAAAACAUAUUUGAAGUGAUUAUUCAAAAGGUUACUAUGCCCAAGGUGUUCAGAACUUUGUUUAAGUUAAUAAUGUGAUUAACAAAAUCAUUUUUUUUUUCAAUAUUGAAAUAUUUGAUGAUGUGUUAAUGUAUUUAAAUAAAACUAGUACAGCUUAACCCUUUACUUCAUAGAUACGCAAUUUUACUUAUCUAUCCAUAGCUUCAUAGAUACGGAUCUUAACGUUUUAUCCAUAGCUUCAUAGAUACGUAAUCCUACGUAUUCAUAAUGUAGGGGCAUUUAUUUUCAUACCUGAUGCUUGUUUAUGCGCUAUAAAUUCAUAUUCAUGAAGUAUAAACAUCGAUAAAUACAAUGCACUAAAAAAAACACUAUGUUACUAUUUAAAGAAUUUCGGAAAAUCGCAAAAUAAGGUCACUGGUAUCAAAGAUGCGUAAAACGUUGACUGCGCAGGUUUGUGGGCAUUCCUGUCUCGUUUUCCUCGUGGAAAUUUACACAAUACUGCAAGUUAUAAUUAACUACCAAUAAUACAACUAUAUUUUAUUGAUCACGCGCCUGACGUCACAGGUCAUGGUUCGAAAACGUGUCAAAAUGUCGGCCAUGUUGGAUAAACAAAAAAUCAUCUGGCUUGUAUAAACAAAGGCCAUAAAUCAUUAUAUGGGACAUAUGUGUCACUUCUGUUUCGCUAAUCCGGUCAUAAAAAUGCGCAUCUGCUUCUACAAAUUGAAAGUAAGUACAAAUGUGUUAUAAAAUAAUGACUAUCCCUAUUGUUAAACUUUGACAUGACCCAAUUUAACAUCGAUCAGCUGUUGAAACACGUGUUUUCGAAUACACAAGAAUGCAAUGUAGAGCUAAUUUCUGCCCUUGUUAACUUCAGUUUAAAACAACAUUCCUGAAUGAUGUCAUUUAUAUUUCAGUGUUUGUCUGACGAAUCGGAACAUUCUGGCUUCAAUUAAAAUGAGUUUGAGACAUUGAGUACGACGUCGAGAAUUCAGACCUCGGCGUCACGCACACAAGGAUACGAGAAAUGAGGAUUUUUAAAAUCAAACCCAAAUGACAAUACAUGGACAUGCAAUAAACGAUAUAAAUUUAGUAAACAAUAACAUGCAGGCCUCAUUUAGUAGUUGAAUAAUAACUUUAUUUGUUCAUUGUAGUGUUAAAUAACCGAAAGUUAUACGUACUGUGACUGUUGAUCAACUUUUUUUUUCUUUUGUAUCAUAUAUAUAAAUAUACCGUGCUUCUUUGUUGUGAACUAUUUUUUAAUUCUGUCCAUCUUUGUUUCAAUUCAGGUUGCAUUAAAUGAAUUAUAAAAAUAUGUUGUUUAUAUAAUAUUUCGUGUUAUGUUUGAUAAAUAAAAGUGUAAUAAAAAUUAAUUUUCAUCAAAUUUGA
This is a messenger RNA of Mya arenaria, 3599 nucleotides long. RefSeq lists its product as uncharacterized. The record is from RefSeq and is a predicted model, not a curated record. NCBI's taxonomy places the organism in Eukaryota, Metazoa, Mollusca, Bivalvia, Myida, Myidae. The coding region runs from base 109 to 1623 and encodes 504 amino acids. The transcript is spliced from 11 exons.